ACUGUUUUGGAAUGGCUUCUUGUGUCUUCUCUAUUGAACGCGCUCUGAAAACGCGGAAAACACCGCUAUUAUUAGAUUUUUUUUUUACUACCACAGAAGAGGCAAUACACCUCCUAGAGAAAUAUACAGGGAAACACAUAAACGGAAAAGAGAAACCUUCUUCAAUAAGAACUUAAAAUGUUAUUAUUCCGGUUACCAGAUGAUGUGCUCUAUCUACCACAUCAUGUCAUAUUUGGAAUACAAGUCUUUGAGUCGCCUUUCUCAAGUUUGCAAAACUGUUUACCAUUUUGCUAAUCGGGACGCAGUAAGGAGGAAGAUAGAGAAAGAGUUCAUAAACACUGGAAUGUCAUGACAAGAAGCGGAUGUGUAAGAAAUACAUUUGUUAUUCGUACAGUAGGCUACAGUGGUCGUUUCAUGAUAAGUAUCUCCACAUCCCCGCUGAAGGACAGAGUGAAGGUAUCUCAGAACUGGAGCCAUGGGAUCUGCAGAAAGGAAGUCACACUCAAAUGGAGGAUUAACUCGUUGCCAUGGAUACAGCCUCGAUGGGGAUGUGCUGUAUCUGUCUGCAGACAUCGGAGUGCGCACCUCGUUAGUGGAGGAAGAGAUGGUAAGAUCCUGGUGCACCACAGGAGGAAUGGAUUCUCUGUAGAGUACUCAGGUCACAAGCAGGAGGUGAACUGCCCUGGCUGCAUAGGAGGACUGAUGGUCUGCGGCUCCAGAGACAGAACAGCCCGGAUUUGGACUUUGUCUUCCAACUGCCCCGGAGGCACUAUCCCCAUGAAUGACAAGGUGUCUGUGGCUAUUAGUCCCACACAGAGCAGAGCCCAGGGUCAGAGGUCAUACUCGCUGAGGGCCCGCCACCCUGAUUGGACCAAAUUAGUUUACCCAACACUAAUUAACAUGGGCUUCGCUAACGGACCUCUCCACUUAACGGGCCUAACAGCUGCCCCUGUGCCUCAGUGUGAGUUGCUGUGUUGUCUAGGUUCAGAGUCCCAGAGGGAAGCAGGUGUGGUGGAUAUAGUAUAUGAGUCGCCCUUCCAGCAGCUCACCUGUGGCUACGACGCCUAUAUCCGCUCUUGGGACCUCCGCCUCAGCCCCAGGAAGUGUGUCAUGGAGUGGGAGGAGCCUCACGACAGUGCCCUCUACUGCAUCCAGACGGACGGGAAUCACAUGAUUGCCAGUGGCUCCUCCUACGAUGGCGUCAUACGGAUGUGGGAUAAGUGGCAGACCCGCUGCGUAGAGAUGUUGCAGUUAUCCUCCGCUGUGAGCAGCCCAGUGUGGUCACCUGAUGCAGCACUCCAUCACUCUUCUUCUUGGUCAAAUAGCCUUGGAGGUGUGUUGGGUCAUUGUCCUGUUGAAAAACAAAUGAUAGUCCCACUAACCAGAUGGGAUGGCGUGUCGCUUGCGAAUUCUGUGGUAGCCAUGCUGGUUAAGUGUGUCUUGAAUCCUAAAAAAAAUCACAGACAGUGUCACAAGCAAAGCACCAUCACACCUCCUCUAUGCUUCAUGGUGGGAACCACACAUGCAGAGAUCAUCUGUUCACCUACUCUGCGUCUCACAAAGACACUGCGGUUGAAACCAAAAAUCUCAAAUUUGGACUGAUCAGAACAAAGGACAGAUCUCCACCGGUCUAAUGUCCAUUGCACAUAUUUCUUGGCCCAAGCAAGUCUCUUCCUUAUUGGUGUCCUUUUAUUAGGGGUUUCUUUGCAGCAAUUCAACCACAAAGGCCUGUUUCACGCAGUCUCCUCUGAACAGUUGAUGUUGAGAUGUGUCUGUUAUUUGAACUCUGUGAAGCAUUUAUUUGGGCUGCAAUUUCUGAGGCUGGUAACUCUAAUGAACUUAUCCUCUGCAGCAGAGCUAACUCUGGGUCUUCAUGAGAGCCCACCACACCUCAUAUUUGAGCUGUUCUUGCCAUAAUAUGGACUUGGUCUCUUUCCAGAUAGGGGUGGUAUACAGAAGAUAGUCCUAUCUUGUCACAACACAACAGAUUGGGUCAAACACAUUAAGAAGGAAAGGAAGGAAAUUCCACAAAUUAACUUUUAACAAGGCACACCUGUUAAUUGAAAUGAAUUCCAGGUGACUACCUCAUGAAGCUGUUUGAGAGAAUACCAAGAGUGUGCAAAGCUGUCAUCAAGGCAAAGGGUGGCUACUUUAUAGAAUCUCAAAUAUUAAAUAUAUUUUGAUUUGUUUAACACUUUUAUGGUUACCCACAUAAUUCCAUAUGUGUUGUUUCAUAGUUUUGAUGUCUUCACUAUUAUUAAACAAUGUAA
This is a messenger RNA of Oncorhynchus keta (chum salmon), 2270 nucleotides long. RefSeq names its product F-box/WD repeat-containing protein 4-like. Gene Ontology annotation, cellular component: SCF ubiquitin ligase complex. Lineage: Eukaryota; Metazoa; Chordata; Actinopteri; Salmoniformes; Salmonidae. The coding region runs from base 349 to 1602 and encodes 417 amino acids. Gene Ontology annotation, molecular function: protein binding. Gene Ontology annotation, biological process: SCF-dependent proteasomal ubiquitin-dependent protein catabolic process. The record is from RefSeq and is a predicted model, not a curated record. The transcript has 10 exons.